Fusarium subglutinans is the source of this 891-nucleotide messenger RNA. RefSeq names its product eukaryotic translation initiation factor 3 subunit G. The record is from RefSeq and is a predicted model, not a curated record. The coding region runs from base 1 to 891 and encodes 296 amino acids. Gene Ontology annotation, cellular component: eukaryotic translation initiation factor 3 complex; cytoplasm. Lineage: Eukaryota; Fungi; Ascomycota; Sordariomycetes; Hypocreales; Nectriaceae. Gene Ontology annotation, molecular function: translation initiation factor activity; RNA binding. The transcript has 3 exons.
AUGGCUGCCGCCGUAGCGAACCCGCCCAAGCACGACUGGGCCGACGACGACGAUAUCGAGGAGACUUCCACCGAUCUCCCAGAGCCUCAGACCAUCUCCAACAAGGAUGGAACAAAGACCAUCAUCACAUUCCGUUACGAUGACGACGGCCGAAAGGUCAAGACCACCCGCCGAAUUCGCUUCACCACCCACACCGAGACCGUAAACCCCCGCGUCGCCGACCGAAAAACCUGGCCCAAGUUCGGCCUCAGCGCAAAGGAUCCCCCCGGCCCUGCCCCCGACACCACCUCCGUCGGCGAGAACAUCAUCUUCCGACCAAGCGUCAACUGGCGAAAGGCCGAGAAGGAUGAGUCCACCGACGCCAACGCCCAGUCCAUGAAGGACAAGCUCAAGGACAAGCAGGUCAAGUGCCGUAUCUGCAACGGUCAGCAUUUCACUGCCAGAUGUCCCUACAAGGACACCAUGGCGCCUAUUGGAGAGACUCCCGCUGGGGAUGUUGCUGCUGGUAUGGGAGACGAGGCCUCGGCUGCUGGCGCGGGCGCUGCUGGUGCCAACAAGAAGGGCUCAUAUGUUCCUCCCGCUCUGCGUGGAACCGGAACAGCUGGCGAGAGAAUGGGAUCCAAGUUUGGCGAGAGGGACGACUUUGCUACACUACGCGUUACCAACGUCUCCGAGAUGGCAGAGGAGCAAGAGCUGCGCGACAUGUUCGAGCGCUUCGGCCGCGUCACCCGAGUAUUCCUUGCCAAGGACCGGGAAACAGGUAUGGCCAAGGGCUUUGCGUUCAUCAGCUUCGCGGACCGGGGCGAUGCCGUCAAGGCCUGUGCGAAGAUGGACGGAUUCGGUUUCAAGCAUCUCAUUCUGCGGGUGGAGUUUGCCAAGAAGGCUCAGUAA